Messenger RNA from Rhodamnia argentea, 1977 nucleotides. Its product is annotated as phosphomethylethanolamine N-methyltransferase. The record is from RefSeq and is a predicted model, not a curated record. Gene Ontology annotation, molecular function: phosphoethanolamine N-methyltransferase activity. The transcript has 12 exons. NCBI's taxonomy places the organism in Eukaryota, Viridiplantae, Streptophyta, Magnoliopsida, Myrtales, Myrtaceae. Gene Ontology annotation, biological process: phosphatidylcholine biosynthetic process. The coding region runs from base 283 to 1755 and encodes 490 amino acids.
AGCGACUGCCAACUCCAUUGCCAUUACCAUCAUCUGUUCGUACAACGCCCGAAGAGCGCAGAGAGAGAGAGAGAGAGAGAUCGCGUCGCCGAUGCGGCAGAGAGGAAGAGCUCACAACCGCAGAUCCAGGAGCUUCUCUAGGUCUCGCCUCGCCAUUCAGGGCUGCAGUUGAGCUGACCCCGCUUCACUCGCUCCCUCUCUCUUCCAUCUCCCAUAAAAGCUCGCUCUUUCUCUCGCUCCCCCUCUUCCUUUCGCCUUUCAUUGGCGCCUCCCUCUGCGACAAUGGCUGCUCAAGGGGACGAACGCGAGGUGCAGAAGAGCUACUGGAUCGAGCACUCGGCGGACCUGACCGUCGAGGCCAUGAUGCUCGACUCCAAAGCUUCGGAUCUCGACAAAGAAGAGCGUCCUGAGAUCCUUUCUUUACUCCCACCAUAUGCCGGAAAAUCAGUUCUGGAACUCGGGGCUGGCAUUGGUCGCUUUACUGGUGAGUUAGCCCAGAAAGCUGGUCAGCUUUUGGCUCUCGACUUCAUUGAUAGUGCGAUCAAGAAGAAUGCAAGCAUCAACGGGCAUCAUAAGAAUGUCAAGUUUCUGUGUGCUGAUGUGACAUCCCCGGAAUUGAAAAUUGCAGAAAAUUCUGUGGACUUGAUAUUCUCUAAUUGGUUACUUAUGUAUCUAUCAGACACGGAGGUUGAGAAUUUGGCUGAAAGGAUGGCCAAAUGGUUGAAGGUUGGUGGAUAUAUAUUUUUCCGUGAAUCUUGCUUCCACCAAUCUGGAGACUCUAAGAGGAAACAUAACCCUACCCAUUAUCGAGAACCCAGAUACUACACAAAGGUUUUCAAAGAAUGCCACAUGCGUGAUUCAUCUGGCGAUUUGUAUGAACUUUCUCUUGUUGGAUGCAAGUGCAUUGGAGCUUAUGUGAGAAACAAAAAGAAUCAGAAUCAGAUUUGCUGGACAUGGCAGAAGGUCAAGUCAGACAACGAUAGAGGCUUUCAGCGAUUCUUGGACAAUGUUCAGUAUAAGUGUAGUGGCAUACUACGUUACGAGCGUGUCUUUGGGCAAGGCUUUGUGAGCACAGGCGGGAUUGAUACUACUAAAGAAUUUGUGGCAAAGCUGGAACUCCGGCCUGGUCAGAAAGUUUUAGAUGUUGGGUGUGGCAUUGGUGGAGGAGACUUCUACAUGGCAGAGAAUUUUGAUGUUGAGGUCGUCGGCAUUGAUCUUUCCAUAAAUAUGGUCUCUUUUGCUCUCGAGCGUGCCAUUGGACUCAAAUGCUCUGUUGAAUUUGAGGUUGCCGACUGCACCAAGAAAAGUUACCCUGAGAAUACAUUUGACGUGAUCUACAGUCGUGACACAAUACUGCAUAUUCAAGACAAACCUGCACUAUUCAGAUCCUUCUUUAAGUGGUUGAAGCCUGGAGGUAAAGUUCUUAUUAGUGAUUACUGCAAACAUGCCGGAACUCCUUCACCAGAGUUCGCGGGAUAUAUUAAGCAAAGAGGGUAUGAUCUCCAUGAUGUACAGGCAUAUGGUCAGAUGCUUAGGGAUGCUGGAUUUUCUGAGGUCAUAGCAGAGGAUCGAACCGACCAGUUCCUUAAAGUUCUGGAGAAAGAACUAAAUGCUGUUGAGAAGGACAAAGAUGCAUUCAUAAGUGACUUUUCUGAAGAAGACUAUAAUGAUAUAGUUGGGGGCUGGAAGGCGAAGCUGACGAGGAGUUCAUCGGGCGAGCAACGAUGGGGUCUAUUCAUCGCCAAGAAAAAGUGAUGAGUUGAUUGCUAAAACCAUGCAAUAAAUUAUCUGCUUUGCUUAGUUGAUAGCACUCCUGUGUUUGUUGGUCAUUUUCUCCAGCUUAUGACAGGGCCUUCGUUAGUCAUAUCCCUUCCCUUGGUCUCUUUUGUUGUUCAGUUGAUCCUGUCUGUUGAAUGCUGUGUACUCUCCUUUGGACUUUGAUAAUAAGAUGUCGUCUGGACUGAUUUAGAAUUGCCA